CUAAGAUCACGAAAACAAUCCCCGAGCCAAGUUGAAGAGCAAGCUUGUCACGUCUACUCGAUUCUGGAUUUAGUGUCAGAGGCAUAACAUCCUAGCUGGGUAGGGACCGGGACAAGAGACAGCCUCAUUCUCACGACGGCUGCUUCGCCGGAAGGACACUUCGCCCAUCAUGUCCUCACACCGUCUUUUGACCAGACUUGUUCCCCGACAAACCUUCUCUCACACCACCACUCGUUUUUUCACCAAGCCAUCCUGCUCAUCACCACCAUGUCUCGGCAUCCGGCCCUCCCGCCAGUCCAAGGCCCUCACCAAGCCGCGCCUCCUCUCACUUGAGACUCUUCACAACUACCACACCACCAACCCCCUCCUCUCCCAACCCGAAAUUCCAACCACACCCACGAGCGCCACCCUCCCCACCUCGGCCGUACCCUCCUCCGACCCUCCUCUGCCUGAGUAUGUGCCCCCAACAACCGGUCUCCUCUCGCGCCUCCCCCCCUCCUGGGUUCCCUACGCCGAGCUAGCACGCCUCGACAAGCCCACGGGUUCUUAUUAUCUCUUCUUCCCCUGCCUCUUCAGCACCUUGUUGGCAGCUCCCCUCGCGGGACCCGCCUCGCCGGCCUCUGUCAUCGGCACCUCGCUCCUCUUCAUCUCGGGAGCCAUCAUCAUGCGCGGCGCCGGCUGCGCCGUCAAUGACCUUUGGGACCGCAACCUCGAUCCGCACGUGACGCGUACACGGCUGCGGCCCAUCGCGCGGAGGGCCAUCACGCCCUUCCAAGGCCUGGUAUUCACGGGGUCGCAGCUUCUGGCCGGGUUGGUGGUUUUGCUGCAGUUCCCCUUUGAGUGCUUUUGGUACGCAACGCCGAGCUUGCUUUUUGUGGCGUCUUAUCCGCUGGCGAAGCGGGUGACGUAUUACCCGCAGUUUGUGCUGGGCUUGACGUUCUCGUGGGGAGCCAUCAUGGGCUUUCCCGCACUGGGGGUGGACUUGUUGGCGAACCAGGCGGCGUUGACGGCGGCGGGCUGCUUGUAUACCAGCAACAUUGCGUGGACGGUGUUGUAUGAUAUGAUUUAUGCGCACAUGGACAUCAAGGAUGAUGCCAAGGCGGGCAUCAAGAGCAUUGCGCUCAAGCACGAUAAGGAGACGAAGCAGGUGUUGACAGGCUUGGCUGUUGCGCAAAUUGCGCUGCUCGCUGGGGCGGGCGCGGCGGUUGGUGCUGGACCGGCCUUCUUUAUCGGAAGCUGUGGUGGCGCGGCCUUGACGCUGGGUUACAUGAUCAAGAAGGUUAACUUGAAGAGUGUCAAGGACUGCUGGUGGUGGUUUGUCAAUGGCUGCUGGAUUACCGGCGGCGUCAUCAGCCUGGGAUUGGCGACUGACUAUCUGCUCAAGUAUUACGGCCAGGAGAAGCUUGAGAAGAAGCCGGAAGAGCUGGAGUCGGCCUGA
Messenger RNA from Neurospora tetrasperma FGSC 2508, 1438 nucleotides. RefSeq lists its product as uncharacterized. NCBI's taxonomy places the organism in Eukaryota, Fungi, Ascomycota, Sordariomycetes, Sordariales, Sordariaceae. The record is from RefSeq and is a predicted model, not a curated record. Gene Ontology annotation, molecular function: 4-hydroxybenzoate polyprenyltransferase activity. The transcript has 2 exons. The coding region runs from base 170 to 1438 and encodes 422 amino acids. Gene Ontology annotation, biological process: ubiquinone biosynthetic process. Gene Ontology annotation, cellular component: mitochondrial inner membrane.